AUGGGGGUAGAUGCGGUGAUGAUGACAGGGACAGAUGGCAACUGCUCUCAGCAGGCGCAGCAGCAACACCAGCAGCAGCAGCAGCAGCAGCAGCAUCAGGGGGAAGAGGAGGGCUCGGGACUAGCGUCAGAUUUCACACAAGGCUUCUUUGGCCGUGUGUCAGGCUUCCUCUCCUUCAUUGACUCCCCCCCACCUGGGGGGUCUACAGGAAUUGGGGAACGAGGCAUGGAAGGGAGAGGAGGAGGAAGCGGAGGUGGCGGGCGAGAGGGAGAAGGGGGGGGAAAGGUGGGUCGCAUCGGCGUGCAUUCUCUGGGAGCUCCUCCCGCGUUGCUGCUGACAGGGAAUGAUGCCCAGGCCUGGCAGGUACUUGCGUGGCUGCAGUGGUUGAAAGGCUGUGUCCGCACUUUACCAGUGACGGUCCUUGUAACAGUGCCUAGAGAUGAAGGGAUCGUUCCUCCACAUGUGCUGCUGAGGCUGCAGCAUGCAGCAGACGUGGUACUGGCGAUGGAAGCACUGGAAGAGGACAAUGCCGAGCUGGCCAGUGGGAUCUCGGACUACAAGGACGCUCUGGGUCUCAUUCGCGUCCGCAAGGUUUCCGUGCAGAACUCCCUGGUGCCUCGCAUGCCGGCAGUGACCACUCUGGUGCUGAGAGCAGUGAACAGGAAGCGACAGAUAGUGGUGGAGGAGGCACACCCACCCCCGAUCGAUGCCACAGGGGGAGCAGCAGGUUCAAGCGGCGGGGGAGGCUCGGUUGGAUGUGGUAGUUCAGGCGGGGGAAGCAAUGCUCUGGAUUUCUGA
Closterium sp. Naga37s-1 is the source of this 798-nucleotide messenger RNA. NCBI's taxonomy places the organism in Eukaryota, Viridiplantae, Streptophyta, Zygnematophyceae, Desmidiales, Closteriaceae. The record is from the annotation of a GenBank genome assembly.